Messenger RNA from Fusarium odoratissimum NRRL 54006, 3348 nucleotides. RefSeq lists its product as uncharacterized. The transcript is spliced from 2 exons. Gene Ontology annotation, molecular function: catalytic activity; protein binding. Gene Ontology annotation, biological process: nucleoside metabolic process. The record is from RefSeq and is a predicted model, not a curated record. Lineage: Eukaryota; Fungi; Ascomycota; Sordariomycetes; Hypocreales; Nectriaceae. Bases 1 to 3348 code for a protein of 1115 amino acids.
AUGGCUGCAGCCCGCGCUAUGCUCGACGAGGAGCAUGCUGACUGUCCACGGCAAGCUAAUGACAUGAAUUCUUAUGUGCUGGGGAGCAUCAAAAACCACAACGUGGUAUUAGCUUGCUUGCCGGCUGAUCAGUACGGAACGAACAAUGCUGCGAGUGUUCUGAGUAAUAUGAGAAGGACGUUCCCCAACAUCGAAAUCGGAUUAAUGGUAGGCAUUGGUGGCGGAGUGCCGCUCAAAGCUGAUAUAAGACUUGGAGAUAUUGUUGUGGGUGUCAGGGUUAUGCAGUAUGAUAUUGGAAAAACACUCAGCGGCGGCUUCCAACGGACGGGAGUUCCCAAGAUACCCGACUCUACCAUCCGAACAGUCAUCUCAAAUUUGAGAUCACGACAUGAACUUAGUGGGAGCCGAGUUCCUGCGAUCUUGCGGGAGAAGAUGGGGAGCUACGCCGCUUAUUCUCGACCAAGCGAGCCAGAUCGCCUCUUUCAGCAGUCGUAUCAUCACCCCCUUUGGGUCUCAUCUUGUGAUGAGUGCGAUUCGGCUAAGUUAGAGACGAGAAAAAUGCGAUUGUCUACCGACCCGGCCAUUUAUUAUGGUGGCAUUGGCUCGGCAAACACUGUGAUGAAGGACUCGACUAUUCGUGAUCAGAUCGCCCGAGAGCUGGACGUGCUUUGCUUCGAGAUGGAGGCUGCUGGUUUGAUGGAUAUCAUGCCUUGUCUGCCUAUUCGUGGUAUCUGCGACUAUUCGGACUCUCACAAAUCGAAAGAGUGGCAGCGGUAUGCUGCAGCGACUUCAGCAGCUUACGCAUAUGAGUUCUUGGAACUAUGGAGGGGAGACUCUCAAGCAUCGUACGUUGGUCACCAUCAACCGCAAUCUGAGCACAACAUGAUGUCCGGGCGUCAUGAGCAGAUACUAAAAUCUUUGGACUUCGAACAAAUCGAUGCUCGGAAGUUGACCAUUAAAGCAGCACAUUCAAAGACCUGCCGUUGGUUUCUGAAACAUCCCGACUACCUUUCGUGGAUUGACCGGCAGCAGAUAUCACAGCAUCAUGGUUUCCUGUGGAUCAGAGGAAAACCCGGUGCUGGAAAGUCUACCAUCAUGAAGUUCAUCUAUUUGGAGUCGAGGAAGAAAGACAGAAAAAAACAGAGCCUCACCGCCUCAUUCUUUUUCAACGCCCGUGGAGAGUUGUUGGAAAAGACUGUCUCGGGAAUGUACCGAUCAUUACUUUUGCAACUGUUCCAUGGAUUUCCAGAUCUCGAAUGCGUCUUGGAUGACCCAGAUCUUUUGCCUCGAAACCAAAGUGGUUGCCCUCCUUUGAACGUCCUGAAAGACCUCCUCCGCGUUGCAGUUGCCAAACUUGGUCAAAGAUCAUUCAAAUGCUUCAUCGAUGCCCUUGAUGAGUGCGACGAGCAGCAAGUUAUGGACCUAGUCGAAUACUUCGAAGAUUUGGCCGAGCAAUGCACAGAAGACAAUGUUAAUCUUCGUGUCUGUUUCUCCAGUCGUCAUUACCCCUACAUCGAUAUAAAAUUCGGCAUUCGUAUCAUCCUCGAGGAACAAAUGGGACAUGCCAGCGAUCUCGAGAUUUAUAUCAAGACUCAUCUUCGAAUCAAAGACAGGCCACUCCUAGCAGAACUCCAAGAGAAAAUGCUUGAGAAAGCAGCGGGAGUGUUCCUCUGGGUUGUGCUUGUGGUCGACAUCUUGAACAAGGAGAAUUGCCGUGGGCGCCUGGCUAUGAGGAGAAGGCUUGAACAGGUGCCCAGUGGCUUGGGUGAUCUGUUCAAAGACUUACUGAAGAGAGACACGACUAACAUGGAAGAACUCCAACUAUCUCUUCUUUGGAUUCUACUCAGCGCAAGGCCAUUGAAACCACAGGAAUACUAUCAUGCGAUCUGGUCAGGGCUCCAUUUGGAGGGACUAGCAGACCUUGACAUUCCAGAAGUUGUUACAGAGGACUCCGACGAUUGCUUUGCCCGGUGUGUCAUCAGUUCAUCUAAGGGUUUGGCUGAGAUCACAAAAGUCAAGCAGACAAGAGUUCAAUUCAUACACGAGUCUGUUCGCGACUUCCUUAUCAAAGAUAAAGGUCUCCACGAGUUAUGGCCAUCGCUUGGGCCUGAAUGGGAGAGUGUCGGCCAUGACAGGCUGAAGCUAUGCUGCUAUUCAUAUUUCGAGCUUGUCACUAGAAAGAAUCUAAUAGGAGAGGCUUGUCUUGUCUGGGAUAAGCUUCCGCUGGAGACAGAGAAAUAUCCCUUCCUCGAAUAUGCUAGCCAAUUCGUUCUGCAUCACUCUGACUUUGCAGCAUGUGCAGCUGAUCAGCAGAUUUUCCUGCAAAGCUUCCGGACUUCUGUUUGGAAACGGGUCUUCAAUGUGUUCGAGAAGUUUCAGGUUCGCAAAUAUACUCCAGAUGCAGGGUUGUUAUAUAUACUUGCAGACAGAGGGUAUUCAUCACUCAUACGGGCAAGACUAAAGACUGACCCUGUUGUUGAGACGACUUCAACCGCAGACAGAUAUGUUUAUCCUCUGAUAGCUGCAAUGGCCAAAGGGAACAAAAGCAGCGUCAUUGCUCUCCUAGGUCUGAACUCUGGGCUUUAUGAUGGGAGUGAUAUCACAGAAGGAUUAAUGCCCAACAUUGACGCUGGCGGUGUCUCCCGAAACCCACUAUCUUGGGCCUGUGAAAAUGGCCACUUUGGAAUUGCAAAGGUUCUUGUUGAAAGAAACGGCCAUUCCACAAUUCAUGGUAAAAGGAAAUGGCCACCGCUGCUACUCGCGUUGAAAAACGGUCAUACCGACAUAGGAAAGUGGCUGAUCAAGCACGGAGCGGAUAUUCACGCAGAAUUCAUGACCGAAAGCGCCAUCUCGAUAGCCUCAAGCAAAGGCCAGGCGGAAAUAGUCAAGCUACUAAUCGAGGCUGGAGUAUAUCCUAGUUUGCGUACUCCGGAUGGGACUUCUACCCUAUUAUGUCGAGCUGUGGAUCAUGCACAUGGAGCAAUUGUGAAGCUUCUUUUGGAGAGAGGGGCAGAUGUCGAGGGCAAAGCCAUUGAUGCCAUGAGCCCCCUUGCUCUCGCUGCAAUGAAACCAGGAUCCAAGGAAAUAAUGGAAACACUACUCAACCAUCGAGCAGAUGUCAAUAGCCGAGAUAACAACGGUGAUACACCUCUCCUUAAGGCUGUAAGAUGGGCAUCUGUCGAUGAAAUCGAGCUUCUGGUGAGAAACGGAGCGGAUGUGAAUGCUCGAAACAAAGCAGACGAGACAUGCCUUUACAGAGCAAUGACGAGGAAUGAAACAAUCUUUGAGGUUGUUCGAGUCCUUCUGGAAAAUGGAGCAAGAGUUAAUGAUCGCACCACAAGAGGCUAA